This is a messenger RNA of Verticillium dahliae VdLs.17, 495 nucleotides long. Its product is annotated as thioesterase family protein. The record is from RefSeq and is a predicted model, not a curated record. The transcript has a single exon. The coding region runs from base 1 to 495 and encodes 164 amino acids. Lineage: Eukaryota; Fungi; Ascomycota; Sordariomycetes; Glomerellales; Plectosphaerellaceae. Gene Ontology annotation, molecular function: fatty acyl-CoA hydrolase activity.
AUGUCCACGCAACAACCCCUCCCGGCCUCGGACCCCACAACGGAAGCUCACAUCACCGACUACCACGCAACCCGCUGCCUCGCCUCCCCGCUCUACGCCUUCCUCCUGUCCCCGGCCGAGCACGGCCUCCGCCUGACCCACGCCUCGCGCGGCCGCGUCGUCUUCCGCCUCCCCAUCGCCGCCUGCCACCUCAACGCCGCCGGCGGCCUGCACGGCUCCGUCUCGGCCACCAUCGUCGACUGGGCCGGCGGCCUCGCCGUCGCGGCGUGGGACCUGCGCGGCGGCACGGGCGUCAGCGUCGACAUCCACGUCAGCUACGUCAGCAGCGUGCGGCUCGGCGAGGAGGUCGAGAUUGAGGGCUCUGUGGACAAGGUCGGCGGCAGCCUGGCGUUUACGACUGUUGGCGUGUGGAAGGUCGAGGAGGGACGGAGGGGGGCUGUCGUGAUUACGGGGAGGCAUACGAAGUUUGUCAGGGGGAAGGCGCCGGCGAAAUAG